This is a messenger RNA of Drosophila persimilis, 517 nucleotides long. RefSeq lists its product as uncharacterized. The transcript is spliced from 3 exons. Lineage: Eukaryota; Metazoa; Arthropoda; Insecta; Diptera; Drosophilidae. The record is from RefSeq and is a predicted model, not a curated record. Bases 46 to 441 code for a protein of 131 amino acids.
AGCUGCUAACAAAAUUACUCAAUAGUAUUUAUUUAUUUCACGAAAAUGCCUGAAAGUUCACGGUGUCGAUUGGUGAUCCUGAUUGUGGCGGCCGCCUACAUAGUCGGUGUGGUGAUCCAGUCACAAUUUCAUUGCGAGCCCCCUUUCGAGAGCCGCUGUCUGGCCCAUAAGUUGGAGAACAAAUUCCGACAGUACCAGGAGGCAGUGUUCCGUCAUGCGGAAAAUUGCACCAUAGAGAGCGAGAUUGGGGACUCUGGCGUCCAGUAUCUGAGGAUUAGCUGCCUGGUGGACGAUCCGGCCCCAGGCGGUCGUCCGCGUCUCCAGUCUGGCGACCACUUCCGCAAUGUGUUCUCAAAGCGACGCAUUCCGAACCCGCUUAUGCGCAAAUGGACCCUCAGAGUGCCCCGCGAUGCCGUCGAGCGACUCGGCGAGCCUGCUUGAUUGAUUGGCAAUGGGUUUACCUUCGAAUUCAUUGUAUUGGGCCAUAAGCGAUAAAGAAAAUGUCAGAGCAAGUGGA